This is a messenger RNA of Equus quagga, 6556 nucleotides long. It is a transcript of the gene PREX1, whose product is annotated as phosphatidylinositol-3,4,5-trisphosphate dependent Rac exchange factor 1. Bases 52 to 5025 code for a protein of 1657 amino acids. The record is from RefSeq and is a predicted model, not a curated record. The transcript has 40 exons. Gene Ontology annotation, biological process: intracellular signal transduction. NCBI's taxonomy places the organism in Eukaryota, Metazoa, Chordata, Mammalia, Perissodactyla, Equidae. Gene Ontology annotation, molecular function: protein binding; guanyl-nucleotide exchange factor activity.
GGGCGCCACCUCCGCGCGGGGAAGGAGCCGGCGCCGCGCGGCCGCGCUAGAAUGGAGGGACCCGGCGGCAGCGAUCCCGGCGGCGACGGGGCUGGGGACGGUGCCCACCCGGACCCCCGGGCCCCCGGCGCCGCUGCGCCCAGCGCCGGCCCGUGCGCGGCCGCCCGGGACUCGGAGCGCCAGCUGCGCCUCCGCCUCUGUGUCCUCAACGAGAUCCUGGGCACCGAGAGGGACUACGUGGGCACCUUGCGCUUCUUGCAGUCGGCAUUCCUGCAUCGCAUCCGGCAGAACGUGACGGACGCCGUGGAGAAGGGCCUCACGGAGGAGAAUGUCAAGAUCCUCUUCUCGAACAUCGAGGACAUCCUGGAGGUGCAUAAGGACUUCCUGGCUGCCUUGGAGUACUGCUUACACCCGGAGCCUCAGUCUCAGCAUGAACUCGGGAACGUUUUCUUAAAAUUUAAGGACAAGUUCUGCGUCUACGAGGAGUACUGCAGCAACCACGAGAAGGCCCUGCGGCUGCUGGUGGAGCUGAACAAGAUCCCCACGGUGCGCGCCUUCCUGUUGAGCUGCAUGCUUCUGGGAGGCCGGAAGACCACGGACAUCCCUCUGGAAGGCUACCUGCUGUCUCCGAUUCAGAGGAUCUGCAAGUACCCCCUCCUCCUCAAGGAGCUGGCCAAGAGGACCCCCGGGAAGCACCCAGACCACCCUGCCGUGCAGAGCGCGCUGCAGGCCAUGAAGACCGUCUGCUCCAACAUCAACGAGACCAAGCGGCAGAUGGAGAAGCUGGAGGCCCUGGAGCAGCUGCAGUCGCACAUCGAAGGCUGGGAGGGCUCCAACCUCACGGACAUCUGCACGCAGCUCCUGCUGCAGGGCACGUUGCUGAAGAUCUCGGCGGGGAACAUCCAGGAGAGGGCCUUCUUCCUGUUCGACAACCUCCUCGUCUACUGCAAGCGGAAAUCCAGGGUCACUGGGAGCAAGAAAUCCACCAAGAGGACCAAAUCCAUCAACGGCUCACUCUACAUCUUCAGGGGUCGGAUCAACACGGAAGUCAUGGAGGUGGAGAACGUGGAGGACGGGACAGCGGAUUACCACAGCAAUGGCUACACCGUCACCAAUGGCUGGAAGAUCCACAACACGGCCAAGAACAAGUGGUUUGUCUGCAUGGCCAAGACGGCGGAGGAGAAGCAGAAGUGGCUGGACGCCAUCAUCCGUGAGCGGGAGCAGCGCGAGAGCCUGAAGCUGGGCAUGGAGCGGGACGCCUACGUCAUGAUUUCAGAGAAGGGGGAGAAGCUUUACCACAUGAUGAUGAGCAAGAAGGUGAACCUGAUCAAGGACCGCCGGAGAAAGCUCAGCACUGUCCCCAAGUGCUUCCUCGGCAAUGAGUUUGUCGCCUGGCUCCUGGAAAUUGGUGAAAUCAGCAAGACGGAAGAAGGAGUCAACCUGGGCCAGGCCUUGCUGGAGAACGGCAUUAUCCACCAUGUCUCCGACAAGCAUCAGUUCAAGAACGAGCAGGUGAUGUACCGCUUCCGCUAUGACGAUGGCACCUACAAGGCCCGGAGUGAGCUGGAGGACAUCAUGUCCAAGGGUGUGAGGCUUUACUGCCGACUUCACAGCCUCUCCACCCCCGUGAUCAAGGACCGGGACCACCAUCUGAAGACCUACAAGUCGGUGCUGCCUGGGAGCAAGCUGGUGGACUGGCUGCUGGCUCAGGGUGAUUGCCAGACGCGGGAGGAGGCCGUGGCGCUGGGAGUGGGCCUGUGUAACAACGGCUUCAUGCACCACGUGCUGGAGAAGAGCGAGUUCAAAGAUGAGUCCCAGUACUUCCGCUUCCACGCGGACGAGGAGAUGGAGGGAACCAGCAGCAAGAACAAGCAGCUUCGCAAUGACUUCAAGCUCGUGGAGAACAUUCUGGCCAAGCGCCUGCUGAUCCUGCCACAGGAGGAGGACUACGGCUUCGACGUCGAGGAGAAGAACAAGGCCGUGGUGGUGAAGUCGGUGCAGAGGGGCUCGCUGGCCGAGAUGGCCGGCCUGCAGGUGGGCAGGAAGAUCUACUCCAUCAACGAGGACCUGGUGUUCCUGCGGCCCUUCGCCGAGGUGGAGUCCCUUCUCAACCAGUCCUUCUGCUCCCGCCGUCCGCUGCGCCUCCUGGUGGCCACCAAGGCCAAAGAGAUCAUCAAGGUCCCUGACCAUCCAGAGGCUCUGUGCUUCCAGAUCCGUGGAGCUGCCCCGCCCUACGUCUACGCUGUGGGGAGAGGCUCGGAGGCUGCGGCCGCAGGGCUGUGCGCGGGCCAGUGCAUCCUGAAGGUCAAUGGCAACAACGUGAUGGGCGCCGGCGCCACCGAGGUCCUGGAGCACUUCCAGGCGUUCCGGAGCCACCGAGAGGACGCCCUGGGUCUGUACCAGUGGGUCUACCACACCCACGAGGACGCUCAGGAGGCCCGAGCCAGCCAGGAGGCCCCCGGCGAAGACCUGGAUGGUGAUGGGGCCCAGGAGGAGGACCAGCCCAACUCAGCCUUCCCCCUGCUGUCCCUGAGUCCCCAGCUGAGCCUGCACGAGGAUGGGCCUGUGGUCAGCCUGACGGUGGACAAUGUGCCCCUGGAGCACGGCGUGGUCUACGAGUACAUGAGCACAGCAGGCGUCAAGUGCCACGUGCUGGAGAAGAUCGUGGAGCCCCGCGGCUGCUUCGGCCUCACCGCCAAGAUCCUUGAGGCUUUUGCCGCCGAUGACAGCGUCUUUGUGCAGAACUGUGGGCGGCUCAUGGCCCUGAACAAUAACAUCAGGACCAUGUCCCACUACGAGUUCCGCAACAUUUGUGACACCAAGCUGGAGAGCAUUGGCCAGAGGAUCGCCCGCUACCGGGAGUUUGCAGUCCAGCUGAAGAACAGGGUCAGCCCUCCCUUCAAACAAGCAGCCCUGGAGCCCCAUUUGCUGUGCGGCCUGGACUUCUGCCCCACCAACUGCCACGUCAACCUCAUGGAAGUGUCCUACCCCAAGACCACUCCCUCGGUUGGCAGAUCCUUUAGUAUCCGCUUUGGUCGCAAACCCUCCCUCAUUGGCCUUGACCCAGAGCAAGGCCACCUGAACCCCAUGUCGUACACCCACCACUGCAUCACCACCAUGGCCGCCCCAGCCUGGAAGUGCCUGCCUGCUGUGGAAGGAGACCUGCAACGCCACGGUCCCAGCGACAGCGGCUUUGGGCUGGCCAGUGGGGCCCCUGGCCAGGAGGACCGGGGCCUGAGCUUCCUGCUCAAGCAAGAGGACCGUGAGAUCCAGGAUGCCUACUUGCAGCUCUUUACCAGACUGGAGGUGGCGCUGAAGGAGAUGAAGCAGUACGUCACCCAGAUCAACAGGCUCCUGUCCACCAUCACGGAGCCCACGUCGGGCGGGUCUUGCGAUCUGCCCUCAGCCGAGGAGGCCUCUUCACCCCCGCUGGUCAGCGAAGAGAGCGAGAUGGACAGGACCGAGCACGGCGGCAGCAAGAAGGUGUGCUUCAAGGUGUCAGAGGAGGACCAGGAGGACUCGGGGCACGACACCAUGAGCUACCGCGACUCCUACAGCGAGUGUAACAGUAACCGGGACUCCGUGCUGUCCUACACCAGCGUGAGAAGCAACAGCUCCUACCUGGGCAGCGACGAGAUGGGGUCUGGGGACGAGCUGCCCUGCGACAUGCGGAUCCCGUCAGACAAGCAGGACAAGCUCCACGGCUGCCUGGAGCAUCUCUUUAACCAGGUGGACUCCAUCCACAUGCUCCUCAAGGGGCCUGUCAUGAGCAGGGCUUUCGAAGAGACCAAGCAUUUCCCCAUGGACCACAGCUUGCAAGAGUUCAAACAGAAAGAAGAGUGUACAGUCCGUGGCCGGAGCUUGAUCCAGAUCAGCAUCCAGGAGGACCCCUGGAACCUCCCCAGCUCCAUCAAGACCCUGGUGGACGACAUCCAGAGAUACGUGGAAGAUGGGAAGAACCAGCUGCUCCUGGCCUUGCUGAAGUGCACAGACACCGAGCUGCAGCUGCGGAGGGACGCCAUCUUCUGCCAGGCCCUGGUGGCCGCCGUGUGCACCUUCUCUGAGCAGCUGCUGGCGGCCCUCAGCUACCGCUACAACAACAACGGCGAGUACGAGGAGAGCAGCCGGGACGCCAGCCGCAAGUGGCUGGAGCAGGUGGCGGCCACCGGUGUCCUGCUGCACUGCCAGUCGCUGCUCUCGCCGGCCACCGCGAAGGAGGAACGGACCAUGCUAGAGGACAUCUGGGUGACCCUGUCGGAGCUGGACAACGUCACCUUCUCCUUCAAGCAGCUGGACGAGAACUACGUGGCCAACACCAACGUCUUCUACCACAUCGAGGGCAGCCGGCAGGCGCUGAGGAUCGUCUUCUACCUCGACAGCUACCACUUCUCCAAGCUGCCCUCGCGCCUGGAGAACGGGGCCAGCCUGAGGCUGCACACCGUGCUCUUCACGAAAGCUCUGGAGAACGUGGAGGGGCCGCCACCUCCAGGCAGCCAGGCCGCGGAGGAUUUGCAGCAGGAGAUCAACGCCCAGUCCCUGGAGAAGGUCCAGCAGUAUUACCGCAAGCUCAGGGCCUUCUACCUGGAACGGUCCAACCUGCCCACGGAUGCCAGCACCACGGUGGUGAAGAUAGACCAGCUGAUACGCCCCAUCAACGCCCUGGACGAGCUCUGCCGCCUCAUGAAGUCCCUCGUCCACCCUAAACCUGGCACUGGUGCGAGCCUGGGCGCCGGCCUCAUCCCCGUCUCCUCCGAGCUCUGCUACCGCCUGGGGGCUUGCCAGAUCGCCAUGUGCGGCACGGGCAUGCAGAGGAGCACCCUCAGCGUCUCCCUGGAGCAGGCGGCCAUCCUGGCACGGAGCCACGGGCUGCUGCCCAAGUGCAUCAUGCAGGCCACGGACAUCAUGCGGAAGCAGGGCCCCAGGGUAGAGAUUCUGGCCAAAAACCUCCGAGUCAAGGAUCAGAUGCCUCAGGGCGCACCACGGCUCUAUCGCCUCUGCCAACCCCCGGUGGACGGAGACCUCUGAGAUGCACGGGGCUCGGCUGCGUCCUCAGGGCCAGGACUUGGGAGGACACGGGGCCACACGGCCUUCUCCAGAGCUGGCCCGGGGCCUCUGCUCCCGCCUGCUUGGGGAUCUACCCAGCCUCCUCCGUCACCUCCUACGAGGACAAAUGGUGUCCCCACUCUCGGAUGAGCUGGCUGAUCGGCCCGGGGCCGGUGCCUUCUCCACCCUUCUGCCGGAAGCCCGAGGGGUGCUGGGGACCUGCAGAACUGAUGGGGGCAGCCGGGGCCUGGGCUCCUGCCUGCAAGUCCCCGGGACACAGAAGUCACAGGCGCUGUAGCUGGAGGCCCUCGGACUCGGCUCCCUCGAGAUGGCUCAACCUGCACUUUUGAAACCCUUGGUUUCCUUCGAAGUCCACAUUCCAGGCGACACACGUCUCGUCGUCCUUUUAGCUUCCAGAUUCACCCCUAACCCUGUACUAACCUGCUUGGUGGACUCGGGAAAGCUGGGCCUCUGCCGGGAAAGACAGACGGACAGGGCACGGCACCUGUUCCCCAGAGGACGCUCGAAAGCUGCCCAGCCUCCACGUCCCCACCGUGGGGACUUGAGCCAUCAGCCCUGGGCACGAGAUUUGCUCCGACUUUAUUUAUAUGGUGUAAAAUCUCUACGGUUUUUUGAACUUUGAGGUUUUUAUGUUGUUGGUGUUGUCUGAGUUUUUUCCUCCAGGUUGUGAGAUUAUUUCAAAGAAAGGUAUAUCGUCUAACAGGGGACCAAUGUAAGGUAGUAGUCACAACUUUUCCCAGUUCUACUAAAAAAAAAGAAAAGAAAAAAAAAACUAAAUUAUUGAAAAUUCAAAAAAUGUCAACAUUUCAUCUUUUUGAAUGUUAGGGUCCUAAAGUGUCGCUCACAGGCCUCGGCUCUGAGCCUUUCCCGGCCGCCCUCUACUUUCCACCCCCGGGUCAGCGUUAGAAUGAAUUGCCUGCCCUUCUGGAAUGACUGGCCGCAGGGGUUUGGGGCUGGAGGGGGUUGAACCACCCGCCUGAGAUGCUCUCGCACACAGUGGCUGUCCUGCAGGUAGGGCCACUGCAAUACAUGGGGAUGGUUUCAGUAAUUUAUUUUUUUGAUGGUAGCACAGAGCCAGGGCAUUUGGGACAGGAAGCUGACCUGCUCAUCUUCUGAGCCCAGGGACCCCCGUGGAGACCCCCUGGGCAGUUUGUCCCCUCCAGCCCCAUGUGCCAGCAGGGAAAUGUCAUGGCUGAGGCAGAAGGGCCGGUGGGCGCGGUCGGGGGGGAGUUUCCCCUGCCCCUGUGUCUUGAAGCCCCAUCAGAAUCCUGGCUGCCCGGGCCCCCAGGGACCGCCCUCUCUCUCGCCACCAUGCACUGGAUUGCAAGAGUGGGCUUGUUGCUGGACACAGGCGACGCUGAUGAGGACCCCGUGGCAAGAAAUGGAGAGGGGCCCCUGAAGGCGAGGGCAGCUGCACUGGUUUACUUUAAAAUGUACAGAUCUUCCCAUUAAAUUCAUGAUAGAUUUUUUUAUUAUUAAAAGUCAGUUUAUA